Molecule: messenger RNA, 1937 nt
Organism: Conger conger (European conger)
Lineage: Eukaryota; Metazoa; Chordata; Actinopteri; Anguilliformes; Congridae
Exons: 5
Coding region: 1-1734 (577 amino acids)
Cellular component (GO): cytoplasm
Molecular function (GO): NAD+ poly-ADP-ribosyltransferase activity
Source: RefSeq, a predicted model, not a curated record
AUGUACUGGGCUGAAGAUGACAACAUGGGCCCUUGGCCUCCUUGCCUGGAAAGUUACUCUGAGCCUGCCAACAACUCAACCUACGUCACGUACCACGGCACCAGCAAGGAGGCUGCCGAAAGCAUCAGGUGUUCUGGCUUCUCUCCAUCGAAUGACGGCAUGCUGGGGCGCGGCGUGUACGUCAGCCGCGACAUCCAGAAAGCCAGCCGCUACCCCCUGAAUGUAGCCGAAGGGGACCGCAGGGUCCUAGUGCUCAAAGUUAAUGUGGGGAAGGUGAAGAAGAUUGACAGCAAGCGGCACCCCCUGCAGAAGACCUGGCAUGCAGCAGGCUAUGACACGGCCUGGGUGCCCCCUAAGUGUGGCAUGGUGCCCAGUGGUCUGGAGGAGGACUGUGUCUGGGACCCCUGUAGGAUCAAUGUCAUCAGUGUUAUCCAACCCAUUCCACAGCCAUCCACCAUCAGUGUUAUUCAACCCAUAGAACAGCCUUAUUCUGAGCCUGCCAACAACUCAACCUACGUCAUGUACCACAGCACCAGCAAGGAGGCUGCCGAAAGCAUCAGGUGUUAUGGCUUCUCUCCCUCAGAGGACGGCAUGCUGGGGCCCGGUGUGUACGUCAGCCGCGACAUCCAGAAAGCCCGCCGCUACCCCCUGAAUGUAGCCGAAGGGGACCGCAGGGUCCUAGUGCUCAUAGUGAAUGUGGGGAGGGUGAAGAAGAUUAACUACCAGGGGCACCCCCUGCAGAAGACCUGGCAUGCAGAAGGCUAUGACACGGCCUGGGUGCCCCCUAACUGUGGCAUGGUGUCCAAUGGUCUGGAGGAGGACUGUGUCUGGGACCCCAGGCGGAUCAAAGUCACCAAGUUUAUCAAACCCAAACCACAUACUAUAUUAUUUCAUUAUUUGUUUGGAAGAAUGUACUGGGCUGAAGAUGACAUGAUGGGCCCUAGGCCUCCUUGCCUGGAGAGUUACUCUGAGCCUGCCAACAACUCAACCUACCGCAUGUACCACGGCACCAGCAAGGAGGCUGUUGAAAGCAUCAAGAAGGACGGCUUCUCUCCCUCAGAGGACGGCAUGCUGGGGCCCGGCGUGUACCUCAGCCGCGACAUCCAGAAAGCCAGCCGCUACCCCCUGAAUGUAGCUGAAGGGGACCGCAGGGUCCUAGUGGUCAUAGUGAAUGUGGGGAGGGUGAAGAAGAUUGACCGCCAGGGGCACCCCCUGCAGAAGACCUGGCAUGCAGCAGGCUAUGACACGGCCUGGGUGCCCCCUAACUGUGGCAUGGUGCCCAGUGGUCUGGAGGAGGACUGUGUCUGGGACCCCAGUAGGAUCAAAGUCACCAAGGUUAUCAAACCCAAAUCCCAGCCGUCCAGCAGUAAGGGACGUGGUUAUGACAUCAUGAGGAACGGCUUCACUCCCUCGAAGGACGGCAUGCUGGGGCGUGGCGUCUACCUCAGCCGUGACAUUAAGAAAGCCAGCCGCUACCCCCUGAAUGUAGUCGAAGGGGACCGCAGGGUCCUAGUGCUCAAAGUGAAUGUGGGGAAGGUGAAGAAGAUUGACCACCAGGGGCACCCCCUGCAGAAGACCUGGCACGACGCUGGCUAUAACACAGCCUGGGUGCCCCCUAAUUGUGGCAUGGUGCCCAGUGGUCUGGAGGAGGACUGUAUCUGGAAUCCCUGUAGAAUCAAGGUCAUCAGGGUUAUUGAACCAGAACCAUCCUGGGGCUACUGUAACGUACAAUAAGGGACAUGAGCACCAUACGGUUCUUUGUAAGUUUUGCUGUCAGAAUCUUUGGGAAAUCAUAACAGCUGUAAUCCAGGCUGUUAGCAAUCACAGUGUAAUAUUUCCCGCCUAGUCUGUCCCUGUACAUUUGUUUUGAUUGUCAUGAAACAAGGUUGAAGAAACGGUUUUACAGGAAAAAAAUACAAAUAUUUGAAAAGUCUGAA